Molecule: messenger RNA, 663 nt
Organism: Prunus armeniaca (apricot)
Lineage: Eukaryota; Viridiplantae; Streptophyta; Magnoliopsida; Rosales; Rosaceae
Source: the annotation of a GenBank genome assembly
AUGCCUAGGGGACCAGAAUUCACCAAGAAGGAGAUCCCAUUACCAUAUACCCGGGACUUGCUACACGUUCGGGUGGUGGGGGACUCAAAGGCCUCCAAAAUCCCCCUGUAUGACGAGAUGACUGACCCGUACGACCACUUGGACAACUUUCGCUACGCUAUGGAGGGACGCGAUGCGAAUGGAGCAACCAAAUGUUGUCUGUUCCUAACGACUCUCAAAGGCCCAACCACGAGUUGGUUCAAGAGACUCACCCUAGAGUUCAUCAGUUCAUUUGCCAAACUUAGGAAGGUUUUCUUGGAAAGGUACAUGAUCAUCUCUAAUCGGAUGUAUACCGCAAAUGAUCUGUCCACAAUUAAACAGCGACUGGAUGAAAAGCUUAGGGACUACAUCACUCGGUUCAAUAACGAAUAUGCACGUUGCAAAGGAUGCGAUGAGGCCACCGCGCACAACGCUCUGAUGGGUGGACUCCAAGGGGGAGACUUCUAUUUUUCCCUUACUAGGAACCCGCCAGAAACAUACAAAGACCUCAUUCGUGAGGCCACAUGCUACUCCCGAGCCGAGCAGUUGAACCUGGCUAGAAAGGCCACCACAAGAUCGGUCUCGGAGGCCCAUGUGUCAUACCAACCCAGGGAUAAAAGGCCCAACAACUAUGCCUAUGAUUAG